This is a messenger RNA of Zalophus californianus (California sea lion), 4702 nucleotides long. RefSeq names its product TAFA chemokine like family member 1 (gene TAFA1). Lineage: Eukaryota; Metazoa; Chordata; Mammalia; Carnivora; Otariidae. The record is from RefSeq and is a predicted model, not a curated record. The transcript is spliced from 5 exons. The coding region runs from base 166 to 564 and encodes 132 amino acids. Gene Ontology annotation, biological process: neuroblast differentiation; positive regulation of microglial cell activation; regulation of neuroblast proliferation. Gene Ontology annotation, molecular function: receptor ligand activity.
ACUGGAAGAGAAAAACAUAUUUUUUUUUUAAUCCUGAUAAAGAAGAUUAUUGGGAAGCUCUUUUAAAAAAAAUCUCCAAUUGUGCACAGAUGGAUUUUAGAAAGUGUUAGAGCUUUCCAAUGAACACUAAUAGAGUACUCUGCUCUUGGCUGGAUUUUUCAGAGAAUGGCAAUGGUCUCUGCGAUGUCCUGGGUCCUGUAUUUGUGGAUAAGUGCUUGUGCAGUGCUUCUAUGCCAUGGAUCCCUUCAGCACACUUUCCAGCAGCACCACCUGCACAGACCAGGAGGGACAUGUGAAGUGAUUGCCGCACACAGAUGUUGUAAUAAGAAUCGCAUUGAGGAGCGGUCGCAAACAGUCAAGUGUUCCUGUCUACCUGGAAAAGUGGCUGGCACGACAAGAAACAGACCUUCCUGUGUAGAUGCUUCCAUAGUGAUUGGGAAAUGGUGGUGUGAGAUGGAGCCUUGUCUCGAGGGAGAAGAAUGUAAGACACUACCUGAUAAUUCCGGAUGGAUGUGCGCUACAGGCAAUAAAAUUAAGACGACAAGAAUUCACCCAAGAACCUAAUGGAAGCAUUUGUCAUAGUAGCAAAGGAAAACCACCUCUGCGGAAAAUAUAUUUUAAGAAUUUAAAACAUCUUACACAUUACAAGCCAAAUGGAUUUCUUAUUUGCACUUUGACUGGUUACCAGAUAAUCACAGUGCUUUCACUGUGUGUCACAAAGUAUCCUAUAGUGAGAAGACCCCACGCUUUUGGCAGCACCAUGGAAAGUGGGUUUAAAAAAAAAAAAAACGGUUUUCUCAAUGAAAAUUUUUGGGAUUACGAAGAACGAUCAACUAUCUUCUAAUUUGGAUCUACAGUUACUUUGUACCAUUUUAAAUAUAUGUAUAUAUAUAAUAUUUUGAAAUAUUAUAUAUUCUCUUCAAGAAAUGAACAAUGCCACAGUUUGAGGUGGCUGGUGUACCUCUUUGAGUUUGGAUGUUUUGUUUUGUUUUGUCGCAGUUUCUUUUUUUACCGGCAAGGAAGAAGACACGUGCCCCUUUUGAAACUUCAACAUGGCACUCACACUGGAAGGCUAGCUACAGGUGGACUUCUGGAAUCUGAGGCAUCCUAACAAUACUGAAUCGAGAGCUUCCUUCCGUUUCUACCAGAUGGCCCAAGGAAGCACAUCGUCUGUUUUAUUGCUUUCUACCCGUGCAAUAUUAGCAUGCAAGCCUGGCUUACAUAACCAUACUUUAUAUUCAACUGAUAUAUAAUAACCAUUCUAACCUCUUCCAGGAAAGUAUUUUUAGAACUACUAGCUUUUCCACAGAUAAGACAAUGAGGAUUCUUGAGGGAGCUACUCCACCAUGCUAUUAAGACUCUGGCAAAAUCAUGGUAGAAGACGGAUCCCUGUGUUAAUAAGUUCUGUAAAUACAACGUCUUAAGGCUUGGUAUAGCUGUGCUAGACUGCAGAAAUAUCCUCCGAUUAAAUCCAAAGCCUGGCAUCAUUAAGUACAUAGUGCUGUAGCCACAAGUUUUAUCAUGGUACCUCUUUCUAUGUUUGAUUUGCUUUUUCCACGAGUAUUCAGGUCUCUUCUGAAUCUGAAGAUUCAGGAAGACCAUUAAAGGAAUUAGGUUUCAGAAUGAUCUCUGUGACCAAAUGCUGGCCAGCCCUAUUAAAGUGGUAGAUAACUUCUUUCUACACCUACUUGUUGUCUUUAUUUGCCAUGUAUUUGCCCUGAGUCAGCUUUAGCCAAAUCCAGAGAACAGCCUGCUUAGAGACUUGUAGUCGGCUGGGAUUUUUUUCCAUGAGGUCUUUGCUGCCAUCCCAGCCAGUAUUUCUAAUCCCAGUAUUUUGAAAAUCAGAAAUUCAUUACUAUAACUGCUGUGUUCUUAACCCACAAGAUGAAAUGUCAAAUCCCAUUAUUGGGUUUCUGUACUGGUCACUUGGAUGAGACAUAUGGGGCUCACUUCUCCAAAAAGAAACUUCUGUCCAACUUCUCUUUUUAAAAGUUACUCAGAUGAUGAUUGUAGGAAAGAAAUAUCUAUUAUCUACCUGGGAUAGCAUAAUAAUACUAUACAUUCCUGUUACUUAACCUAGCAUAUUUCAAGUAUAUCUGUUUUUUCUCCAAAGCCUUCUCUCUAGAAUACAUGUUGUUAGGGCCUCUUAUUAUAUCACCAGCACAAGUGGUCCCCUAGUGUGGAUUUUUAAAGUUAAACCUCAGGUAAAAUCCAGAGGUUCCUUCAUGUCUACCAAUAUAGCGUGAAGUCUGAUUGAAUAUGUAAAUACUCUAAUCAGAUAGAUUGAUUCUGUAUCUCAAAUGCCUAUAAAAAGCAUCCAGAAAUGUAAAUGGAAUCCUAAUUGCAAAAUCUAGCCUUUCCAAAUACUUUCACAAAUAUUUGCCAGAAGAUAGCAUAAAAUUCAUACAACCAAAUCAGAACCCCUUGAAUUUAUGGUCCAUAUUCAUGUACCAAGUAAUACAUUAGCAACUGACUUUCGCCUGUAAACUUCAGAGUAAAACCUGAAAUCAUGAAUGCAAAGAAUUAUCUGGAAUAGUACUUCCCAAAAUGGGGAGGAAAAAACCUCCAUAAUCAAAUACAUUGGGAGAAAGUUUUUAAAUAAAAUAAAACAGAAAUAUUUACUGAGGAAAUUUUCAGAGCCUUUAAUACACCAGAAGUGAUGUAUGUCUUCAAGAAAGACUAAAACAUGGGUUGCCAAGUAAAGAACUUCCAGAAUCCAGACAUGUAAGGUGGUUACUUGACAAAUGGACAGUACAUCCUUGACUAAUGAGAAACUGCAAGAAAUUAUUUCUGUAUGAGGACAUACUCGCUGCCUUGUCACAUCUUCAGUUUUUUCCAAUAGAACCAGAAAUCUGGAUUUUUGUAUAAAAUCUCCUAACAUUCUUAAAUAAGGUUAACUAAUAUGAGAUGUUUGUCAUUAAAAAUUCUACAAGCAUUAUUAUUGCCCCCAAGUUCCCUGAUCAUGUGGCUUUUAUUAGGAGAUGAAUGUUUCCUGGAAUACGCUUUUAAAAAAAAGCGUUGGUCCUAAAUGAAAAUCCAAUGGGAAGAAAAACGAAUAUUCUCUUUUCUAUGGACUCAUGCAUACAGACCCUUCUCACAAUUUACGAUAUGUGGGGCUCACAGCUUCUCCUGUUCUGUAACCAGAGACUGUAAGUCAAUGAAAGAGUUAGUCUAGAGGCCCAGGUCUGUCAGUUCAUUUCCUAGUGAUCACUUCAUGCAAUAACCUCCCUUGGAAAGACCUAGAAGAAGAGAGAAGGGGGGGAAAGACCACAUCAGAAUCAGGCAACCAUCCAAUAAAACAGUGCAAAUAUUUGUAAAUGUCAUCAAAUUCAAUUUGGAUUUAUCAAGGCCCUUAUACAAAUGUGUGAACCAUCAAGUUGUACUUAAAUUGGACCCACCCCAGUUAGGGGGACUCAGUAGCUAUCUCGUGCCUACAUCUAUUGUUUAAAAACUUUUAUCAUGUAUUGCUGGUAAUAAAGAGCUUGGUGUGGUAUGACUAAUAAUGAUUUUUGAGCUUGUACAUCAGGUGUGAUAAAUAAUGUCCUAACAUAAUUAGAGCAAAUGGAAAGGCCCUCAUCCAGAACCCAUUUCUGGGUAAAAAGGAAAAUAUGGCUCAUUUCAUAAGACAGAUUUUGGAGUUAGGUAAAGCUUAUUUCUUGACUUUUUGGUAUGUGUGAUUAGAUUUAUCUAUUAAUGGAUUUGGUAAGUAUUUCCAAAUACUUACUAGUAGGCUUUUCUCUGUUAUCGAAUGAUGAAGCAUGUUUUCACCAACACACAAUUCAACAUCAUUUUCUGAUCAAACCCAGUGUAACUUUCACAAAGCAAUGGUUUUAUAUAGGGCAGUAUAUUAUGCCACCUUGACAUUGUCCCUGAUGUAAGUUAUGAAGGGUAUAAAAAUUGUUUAUAUGAGGAGAUCCACACAUUCCUCACCUCCGUAGGAUAUGCACUCCAGCCUGGAAGGUUAAAUGGCAUAUCAUAAUAUGAGUUUUUCUUUUAAUUAAGCUUGACACUUCCAUUUCAAAAUCUAUUAAGGUUUACCUGAAAAAUAAGAGAACCAUUUUCCUUUUCAUGAGCUGUCUGCUUUCCAAAUAAAAGAUUUAGUGUCUAGUAAAUUCUAGGGCUCAAGCCACCUCCAUCUAGUGAAUAAAUAGAAGAAAACAAGAUAUAAGACGUACUAAGAAAAGUGAGGGCUCAGGACUAGUGACAACAGUGGUAGAAUUGGAUGGCCUAGUGCCCACGGGCAUCAUGCAAAGUGAUAAAAUAGAAUCAUGUUCACACUUCAUAGUAAAUUAAAUAGAAAACCAUUAAUUGCAUGUGCAUGCACACACACACAUAUUUCCUGUUAAAGAUUUAAAAUUUUUGGGUUGAAUAGGUGGGGGUUUUUUCCUCGUAAAGCUCUCAGGGACCUAUCAGGAGAUGUGGUGGCAUGCACUCACAUCAUUGGUCUGCAAGUGGCUCUCAUUUAUUUAUUUAUUCAUUAUUUAGUUUGCUUCACUUUUUCCCAGGUGUUAAGCUCUCAUUUAUUUGUUUUGGCAGCUAGAUGCAUUAUUUAAAAAAUAAUAAUAAUUAUCAAUCAUGAAAGCCAAGACCCCAGCCAUAACUGACUGUAUUUAUAGACCAGGCAGUGUAUAUGCAGCCCUAAUUCCCACCUGUUCAGAGAAGCUGUUACCCAAGAGUAGACUCACAUGCACGUGCUGAGGAA